Molecule: messenger RNA, 5235 nt
Organism: Caretta caretta (loggerhead turtle)
Lineage: Eukaryota; Metazoa; Chordata; Testudines; Cheloniidae
Gene: TTC21A
Product: tetratricopeptide repeat domain 21A
Biological process (GO): protein localization to cilium; intraciliary retrograde transport
Cellular component (GO): intraciliary transport particle A
Molecular function (GO): protein binding
Source: RefSeq, a predicted model, not a curated record
ACUCAGGACGCGGCGGGUGUCCGUUGGAGCCGUUGAGGUUCAACUAGUCUCAUGCGCCCCGCCGCCCCCCGCGGUUGCCCCAGCCAGGAGCCCGAGCGGCCCCGCCCCCGGCAGUGAGGCGCCCGAGCCGCCGCCAUGACCGAGCGCGACCCCCAGCCCAUGGCUUAUAUUAUAUAUUAUGCUCAAGAAAAAUAUUUCAACCAUGUAAGGCAAUUUGCAAAUUUAGAAUUGGACAAAUACAUCAAUGAUCCAGUGUUUCAGUUUUUCAAGGCAUAUGGAACCUUACAUUUAGGUCAAAUACAAGAUGCUAUCUUACAGCUCGAGAAUGCCAGGAAAUGCCACUCUGAUGUUUCAUUAUGCUGCCUUUUAGCACUCAUUUAUGCACAUAAAAUAUGUGAAAAUGUUGAUCGUGAUGCUGUUUUGGAGCUGGAAAACAAAUUAAAGGAAACCCGGAAGACCGCAGGAAUUAAUGCAUUAUAUUAUGCAGGAAUGUUUCUGUGGUUGAUGGGUAAAAAUGAUAAAGCAAAUGAAUACAUUGACAGAAUGCUGAAAAUGUCUAAUGGAUCUAGAGAGGGUCUUGUGCUUAAAGGAUGGGUGUACUGUACAUCUGACAAACAGCAUGCUGUUAAGAAAUCUAUCAAAUACCUUGAUGAAGGGAUACAAGACACCACCGAUAUAUUUGGGAUGAUGGGAAAGGCAAGAUAUUUCAUGAUGCAACAGAACUAUUCAGGUGCUCUGGAAGUAGUUAACCAAAUAAUAGUCAAUUUUUCUGGUUUCAUACCAGCAUAUAUCCUCAAGAUGAGGCUAUUUUUAGCUCAGCAAGACUGGGAGCAAACUUUAGAAACUGCACUAAGAAUCCUGAGUAAAGAUGGGACCAAUAUAGAUGGACUUCAAGCUAGUAUUGUAAAUGAGCUUUCAAGAACUGGAAACUUGAAUGCUGCAUCAUUUCAACUUAGAGAUUUUAUUCAUUCUUUGGAGACUAAGGAACCUCAAAAUGCAGACUUACAUCUUCGAAAAAUCCUUGUGGUCAGUAGAUUGUGUGGGAAAAAUCAGCAAAUCUUGAAGCUAAUAUAUGGAUUUAUUGAACGCUCGUAUACAAAAUUAAAGUCUUCAGAUGCAUGUUUUGCUAAUGAACUGGGAUAUCAACUGAUUCUUCAGGGGAAGUGGAAAGAUGCUUCUGUGUGGUAUAGAAGAGCCAUGGAGCUGGAUGAAAGCAGUGUAGAUGCUCUAACAGGUAUUAUUUGGUGCCAGGUGCUGGAAGGGAAGCUGGAUGAAGCAGAGCACCAGCUGGAAUUCUUAAAGGAAGUUCAGCAGUCCAUUGGAAAAUCUGCGGUUCUAGUUUAUCUUCAGGCAGUUAUUGCUUCAAAGAAAAACAAGAAUGAACCAGUUGCAACUGCCCUUCUGAAUGAAGCUGCAGAACUUCAUUUUUCUGCUUUGCAUGGCCUUCCUCUGAGCAUGGAAUACUAUGAAAAACUAAACCCCAUGUUCCUGAUUGAAAUCGUGAAGGAAUAUUUAGUCUUCUGUCCCAAACAGCCUAGGUCACCCGGUCAAAUUGUAUCUCCUUUUCUUAAACAAGCAGCUGUAAUUUUGAAUCCAGUGGUUAAAGCUUCUCCUGGUAUGCUGGAGCCUCUUUAUCUAAUGGCACAAGUUAAAUAUUUAUCAGGUGAGUUGGAAAAUGCACAGGGUACUCUGCAACGUUGUCUAGAUUUGGACCCUACAUCAGCGGAUGUCCAUCUUCUAAUGGCCCAGAUCUAUCUGUCUCAAGGAAAUUUCAGAGAGUGUUCUCAUUCAUUGGAGUUGGGGGUCAGCCAUAAUUUUCAGGUUCGUGAUUAUCCACUGUAUCACUUCAUCAAGGCCAGAGCACUGAAUAAAGUAGGAGAUUAUCCAGAAGCCAUAAAAAUUUUAAAAAUGAUUAUCAAUUUACCUUAUAUGAAGAAAGGUGAAAGUAAAAGAAUCUUUGGUACCAGUAUAACAACCGAUGAAUGGGUGUCCAUAUAUCUGGAACUUGCAGAAGCUCUUCGACUCAAUGGGGAACUGCAUGAAGCUACUAAAAUUAUGCAGGAUGCCAUUAAUGAAUUUAGUGGAACUCCAGAGGAAAUCCGCAUCACUGUUGCUAAUGUAGAUUUGGCUCUCAGUAAAGGGGAAGUGGAAAUAGCGCUAAGCAUGCUGAGAAAUAUCACCCCAAGCCAACCAUAUUAUACUGAGGUUAAAGAAAAGAUGGCUCAGAUAUACCUUCAGAUACGGAAGGAUAAGAGACUAUACAUUGGAUGUUAUUGCGAACUGUGUGAACAAUUGCCAAGUCCUCAUACUAGCCUUCUCUUGGGAGAUGCCUACAUGAAUGUUCAAGAGCCAGAGAAAGCUGUGGAAGUAUACGAAGCAGCUCAAAGAAAGAAUCCUUUAGAUGCAACACUGGCCAGAAAAAUUGGACAAGCAUAUGUGAAAACUCAUCAAUAUAGCAAGGCUAUUAAUUAUUAUGAAGUAGCUCUAAAGAUGAGUGAGCAGGACUUCUUGUGCCAUGAUCUUGCUGAACUCCUCCUCAAACUCAAGAAGUUUAACAAGGCAGAAAGGGUUCUGAAUCAAGCUAUGGACCAUGACUCUGUUAAUGACUUGCCUUCCAUGAUGAAGGAUGUCAAGAGCCUGAUUUUACUAGCAAAGGUUUACAAAAACAAUAAAAAAGAAGAAGUGAUGGGAAUUUUGAACAAGGCCAUUGACAUACAGUUGAGAAUACUGAAACGUAUCCCUCUGGAACAACCUGAAUUGAUCCCUUCUCAGAAGCAGUUGACAUCAUUGAUCUGUGUACAGUUUGCUGAGCAAUACCUAAUCGAGAAAGAGUAUGUACAAGCUGUUAAAUGGUAUAAAGACGCACUAUCUUAUACUCAGACAGAUAGUAAAGUACUAUUGCAGUUGGCUUGUCUUUAUUUGACACAAGGCGAUAUCGAGUCAUGUGAACAUCAUUGUGCUCUGCUUCUUCAAGAUGACAAUUGCAACGAAAUUGCAACAAUGAUGAUGGCAGACCUCAUGUUUAGAAAACAGAAGUAUGAACAAGCUAUAAAUCUUCACCAAAAUGUUCUGGAUAAAGCACCAGAUAACUUCUCCGUCAUGGAAAGGUUAAUAGAUUUGCUAAGAAGAAGUGGUAAGCUUGAUAAAGCUACAUAUUUCUUUGAAAUGGCUAAGAAAAAGUCAACUCGAGUACUUUUGGAGCCUGGUUAUAACUACUGCAAAGGACUUUACUGCUGGCACAUGGGACAGCCCAAUCAGGCACUGAAAUAUUUCAACAAAGCUCGAAAGGAUAGUGACUGGGGCCAGAGAGCCAUCAACAAUAUGAUUCAGAUCUGCCUAAAUCCUGAUAAUGAGAUAAUAGGAGGAGAAGUGUUUGAAAGCCUCAAUGAAGAGAACAGUAACUUAAAAGAGAAGAGAGAAUCUGAGCAACAUGGGAUACGCACAGCUGAGAAACUGCUUAAAGAGUUUUAUCCUCACUCACAAAAGGGACAAAAUCAGAUGAAGAUGUUACAGAACUGCUGUCUGGUGGCCACAAAAGACAAAGUUAAUGUGGAGAAAGCCCUCAGUGUAUUUGUAGAAAUGGCCCAAAAUGAGAGGGAAAAUGUUCCAGCUAUUUUGGCAAUGGCCCAAGCCUAUAUGAUUCUAAAACAGACUCCCAAGGCCAGAACCCAGCUAAAACGGUUAGCCAAAGCUAACUGGACUUUGUCUGAUGCUGAAGAGUUAGAAAAAAGUUGGAUGUUAUUGUCUGAUAUAUACUGCAAAAGCGGAAAGUAUGAUCUUGCAACUGAACAACUGAAACGCUGCUUACAAUAUAAUAAGUCUUGUUCAAAAGCUUAUGAAUAUAUGGGUUUUAUCAUGGAGAAAGAACAGGCCUAUAAGGAUGCUGCAACUAAUUAUGAAUUAGCUUGGAAAUACAGUAAUCAAGCAAAUCCUGCUGUUGGUUUCAAACUUGCUUUCAAUUACCUGAAAGAUAAGAAAUAUGUGGAGGCAAUAGAAGUUUGUCAUGAUGUUUUGAGGAUAUGCCCAAGUUACCCAAAAAUUAGAGAAGAGAUUUUGGAAAAGGCUCAAGCAGCUCUCAAACCCUAGAAAUAAAAGUCUUGAUAAUAUGAAAUGCUUUGAUAUCAGAAAUAUGUCAAUAAGCACUAGAAAUAAAAACAUAUUGAAAGUAAAGAUUAUUAUGCAUUUUAGAUGUUCCAAUUAGUACAAAACUCAGCCUUGCCUCUUUGCAGAGAGUACGCUGCUGAAACUUGUGGAAAUGAACAGCUAUUAAGACUCAGGCAUGGCCAUUAGACUUUGUAUAUGGACUGACAAAGGAGAAUUGUAAAUUCAGCAGAAGUGUAUCCUCUUUAUCUUAUCUACAUUAUUUACUGGAUUCAGUUUAAAAGAAAAUAGAGUGGGCCUGAUUCUCAUUUUUAAUAAGGCCCCUUUCUAUCAUUCUGUCAGAGUGAAGGAGUCUUAAAGUGAGAGUUAAACUAUGUUUACAUAUACUUUAAGGCCCCUUUACCCUGUCAGAGUGGUGUAAAGAGGCUUUACUGUAAAUGGGAUUCAGGCUCAAUAUAUUUAAUUUACAAUAUAUCCAAGUACUUUAAAAAAUAUUUUAAGUACAGAGUUUAGGAAAGUUUUGAAGGUUCCCAUUAUGGCAUGCCUGUGGGACUCACUUGCCUAGUGAAUGUAAUAUUUAAAGUUCUUUUCAAAGACGUGUGUAUCUCUGUAUGUAUUAACUCUAUAGUGUUUACCCAAUGACUGGUUAUUCAGAUCAGACACCACUUUAGUGUUUUAUCAGCAGAUAUGGUUUAGACAUUUAUAUUAAUAAGACUAAGCCAUCCUUUUGAAAAAAAAAGUCUAUGAAUCUAUGCUUUUAAAAAAUGAACUAGUUUUUGAACUUUAUUUUAAAGCUUCUUCAUUCAUUUAUUUUAGUUUACUUUUUUUAGUCACUUAAUGAGAAUUCAUUUUAAAUAUAUAUAUUUUUAGAUAUAAUGUAAUUUUUCUCCACAACUUACUCUAAUUCAGGAGGAGCAUUGCUGCAAGAGAGAGAAAUGUCAUUUUUAUUCACAGCUUCUUCAAAUAAUCAAACAAUUCAGAUCAGUUAUAUUGAAAUAAAUAAUUCAUCCUCCAACAAUAAAAGCAGAAGGCGGGACAAGGAAAAGUAAUUUGUCCCUUUUCCUUGGUUUAUUGAUGAUUUAGACCAAUAUAUAAAGUAAAUUAAACUGAUUAAAGUUUUGUCUGUCUUCAUUA